Molecule: messenger RNA, 420 nt
Organism: Suncus etruscus (white-toothed pygmy shrew)
Lineage: Eukaryota; Metazoa; Chordata; Mammalia; Eulipotyphla; Soricidae
Gene: GTF2H5
Product: general transcription factor IIH subunit 5
Exons: 2
Coding region: 35-250 (71 amino acids)
Biological process (GO): nucleotide-excision repair, preincision complex assembly; transcription initiation at RNA polymerase II promoter; nucleotide-excision repair
Cellular component (GO): transcription factor TFIIH core complex; transcription factor TFIIH holo complex
Source: RefSeq, a predicted model, not a curated record
UUUUGAGGUCAUCUGCACCUUCUGGCGGGGAAAGAUGGUCAACGUCUUGAAAGGAGUUCUUAUAGAAUGUGACCCUGCCAUGAAGCAGUUUCUGCUCUACUUAGAUGAAUCCAAUGCUCUGGGGAAGAAGUUCAUCAUCCAAGACAUCGAUGACACUCAUGUCUUUGUAAUAGCUGAGCUGGUGAAUAUCCUGCAGGAGCGAGUAGGUGAACUGAUGGACCAAAAUGCCUUUUCUCUGACCCAGAAGUGAAAGCGGUUUUAUCCGGGAGCAAUCAGGAGCAACUCCUGUGGACCCUCGCUGCCAGUCUGCCAGCUUGGGAGAGCCCAGGGAAGGGUGUGGAGUUUGUGGUUCAGGAACAAAGUCCUAGAACCAAUUUUCUUGUACUAUUUUUCAACCUGUGUUAAAAAAAAACAAAACAA